Rattus rattus (black rat) is the source of this 1096-nucleotide messenger RNA. It is a transcript of the gene Akain1, whose product is annotated as A-kinase anchor inhibitor 1. Bases 91 to 300 code for a protein of 69 amino acids. NCBI's taxonomy places the organism in Eukaryota, Metazoa, Chordata, Mammalia, Rodentia, Muridae. The transcript has 2 exons. The record is from RefSeq and is a predicted model, not a curated record.
CCGGCCCCGCGGUUCCCCGGUUCCCGGCCUGCUCCCGCCCUCUGAUUGCCCACCUCUCUAAACCCAGGGGUGUAGCGGCUGAAGGAAGUCAUGGUGUUCGCUCCAGGUGACGAGCCCCGGAACGAGCUGGAGGAGGUGAAACUGCAGAAUGCCAGCAAGCAGAUUGUUCAGAAUGCCAUCCUACAAGCCGUGCGGCAAGUCUCCCAGGAGAGCCUUCGGAGGGAAGGCAGAUCCGGUGACUGCAGGGCCCGGGGCGAGCUGGGAGUGCGAGAGUUGACCAAGAAACAUGAAAAGAAGUAACGGGUGCUGCUGGCUCUGGUUCUUGUCAUAUGCUUGGUUUCUGCCUUUCCUGUUAGUAUAGGACGUGUCGCCAAAAUGUUGCCAAAAAGCAAAGCAACGUGUCAUGGAUGCCUGUCAGUAGGAUGAGUUCAUGCUAGCCUUUCCGACAAACUGCGGUUUGCAAAGCUGUGUUAGGGACUCUUCAUGUCUUUGUCACACCUCUGGAAGCAGCUGAGCCAAAUAUGGCACUCAUGAAAGUAUGAAAGUCAUUUUGUAACAAAUCCGUUUUCCAAAUUCUUUAAAAAAAAAAAAGAAUUCUACGUCUUGUUUAUGUAUACAUUCUUUCUAUGUAUAAUUCAACCGGCGGCCUUUAUUCCCCCUUGGAGUUACUGAGUGCAGUUCUGUGUUCUUCAUAAGCAUUAAAAGACACACUAGCGAGAUGACAGGAUAGAGUUUUAGCCCUGUUUAAAUACAGGCUUGCAGGGCAUUAUGAUUAAAGUAUAGGUUCAAGGUGAAAUUGAGCAGAGCAGGUUUUGAGCCCAGCCCUGUGCUACAGCUUAUGUUUAUAGAACUCUAAGGGAGAGAGGGAGAGAGAGAGGUGUUUAUGCUGUGUGAGAGCUCAGUCUUUUUAAUCUUUGUUCUCUGAGUUGUUUGCAGUUUGUGUUUACCUUCCGUGCAGAGAUCCGGUGGGGCCAGUACAGAAUUCCUUUCUUAGCUGGAGAUUAAAUGAGAUGACUGAGUCUGUACGCUUGACUUGCUGAUGAUUCAGUUCUUUGGCAGCCAUCUUGGGCAGCCAUCUUGGGCAGCCAUCUUGGGC